AAGAAGAAGAUCUGAUCAGCGUGUUGACUCUUCCAGGCUUCGCACUGUUAAAGAGGAACAGGAGCUGCAUUACUGCAGAAAUGAACAACCUCCUGGUGUGGAUCUUCUCCUCUGUGUGUUCAUCUUCACACACUGUUUAAAUUUACCUCAGCAUACACCCCAGGAGGAGCCACCAAAAUGAAUACACCAUACUGCUGAAAUCAGGACAGUAUAUAUGAGAGUAUGGCAUCCAAAAGAGGCUCUAGUACUCGGCAAAUGUCCAUAAGUACUCUCCACACUAAGAGAACUCACAAACGAACAAAGAAAACUAAAGACAAUGAGAGAAUUCACAUCUGCUUGGAGUGUGGAAAGAGUUUUAAUCAGCUGCGUACUCUCCAACACCACGAGCGCAUUCACACUGGAGAGAAGCCUCAUCACUGCUCAGACUGUGGAAAGAAUUUUAUUCAAAAGAGUAGUCUCCAAACACACCAGCGCGUUCACACAGGAGAGAAGCCAUUUCUCUGCUCAGAGUGUGGAAAAAGUUUUACUGUGAAGAGGCUUCUCCAACUACACCAGCACAUUCACACAGGAGAGAAACCGUAUCAGUGCUCAGAGUGUGGAAAGAGUUUUACUCAACAGAGUCAUCUGCAAACACACCAGCGCGUUCACACAGGAAUCAAACCUUAUUACUGCUCGGAAUGUGGGAAAAGUUAUACUCUACACAGUACUCUCCAAAAACACCAGCGCGUUCACACAGGAGAGAAACCGUAUCAGUGCUCAAUUUGUGGGAAGAGUUUUAAUCAGAAAAUUAAUCUACAAACCCACCAGCGCAUUCACACAGGAGAGAAACCGUAUCAGUGCUCAGAGUGUGGGAGAACUUUUAAUCAGAAAAGUAAUCUACAAACCCACCAGCGCAUUCAUACAGGAGAGAAGCCAUAUCGCUGCUCAGAGUGUGGGAAGAGUUUUACUCUACAGGGUAAUCUCCUGUCACACCAGCGCAUUCACACAGGAGAGAAACCGUUUUACUGCUCAGAAUGUGGGAAAAGCUUUACUCUACGGAAUUAUCUCCGAAAACACCAGCGCAAUCACAGAGAUACAUUAACUCAUAUCUGCUCAGAGUGUGGAAAGAGUUUUAAUCAGCUGUGUAAUCUCCAGCAACACCAGCGCAUUCACACAGGAGAGAAGCCUUAUCGCUGCUCAGAGUGUGGGAAACGUUUUACUCAACAGGGUCAUCUCCAAACGCACCAGCGCGUUCACACGGGAGAGAAACCGUAUCACUGUUCAGAGUGUGGGAAACGUUUUCCUGUCAAGAGGCUUCUCCAACUACACCAGUACAUUCACACAGGAAAGAAGCCAUAUCAGUGCUCAGAGUGCAGGAAGAGUUUCACUCAGCGGAGUCAUUUCCAAACCCACCAGCGCGUUCACACAGGAGAGAAGCCGUAUCUCUGUUUAGAGUGUGGGAAAACUUUUACUGCCAAGAAGCUUCUCCAACUACACCAGCACGUUCACACAGGAGAAAAACCAUAUCACUGUUCAGAAUGCGGGAAGAGUUUUACUCAACAGAGCCAUCUCCAAAACCACCAGCGCAUUCACACAGGAGAGAAACCGUAUUACUGCUCUAAAUGUGGGAAAAGUUAUACUCUACACAGUACUCUCCAAAAACACCAGCGCGUUCACACAGGAGAGAAACCGUAUCAGUGCUCAGAAUGCGGGAAGAGUUUUAAUCAGAAGAUUAAUCUACAAAAGCACCAGCGCAUUCACACAGGAGAGAAACCGUUUCAGUGCUCAGAGUGUGGGAAGAGUUUUAAUCAGAAGAUUAAUCUACAAAAGCACCAGCGCAUUCACACAGGAGAGAAACCAUAUCACUGCUCAGAAUGUGGGAAGAGUUUUACUCUACAGAGUAAUCUCCAAACCCACCAGCGCAUUCACACAGGAGAGAAACCAUAUAACUGUUCAGAGUGUGGGAAGAGUUUCACUCUACAGAAUUAUCUCCGAAAACAUCAACGCAUUCACACAGGACAGAAACCGUUUAACUGUUCACAGUGUGGGAAGAGUUUCACUCUACAGAAUUAUCUCCAAAAACACCAGCGUGUUCACACAGGAGAGACAAGAAACCACCACUGCUCAGAGUGCGGGAAAAGUUUUACUCAACAGAGUAAUCUCAACAGACACCAGCGUAUUCACACAGGAGUGAAACCACAUCACUGCUCAGAGUGUGGAAAGCGUUUUUAUCAACAGACACGUCUCCAGCGACACCAGCGCGUUCACACGGGAGAGAAGCCGUAUCGCUGUUCAGAGUGCGGGAAGAGCUUUACUCAACAGAGUAAUCUCAAAGCACACCAGCGCAUCCACACUGGAGAGAAACCGUAUCAUUGCUCUGAGUGUGGAAAGAGUUUCAAUCAGAAGGUUAGUCUCCAGCUGCAUCAGCGCAUUCACACAGUGGAAAAGUUGUAUCACUGCUCAGAGUGUGGGAAGAGCUUUACACUACAGGGUCAUCUCCAGAGACACCAGCGCAUUCACACUGGAGAGAAACCGUAUCACUGCUUAGAAUGUGGGAACAGUUUUAGAGAUACAAGUACUCUCAAAAAACACCAGCGCAUUCACACUGGGGAGAAGCCGUAUUACUGCUCAGAGUGCGGGAAGAACUUCAGGCAUUCAAAUUCGUUACAGAGACACAAAUGCAUUAAAAAGGAGGCAGAAAUCUAUGAAAUUUGUGUGUCAAUUUAAUAAAUGUUUUCAUUAUCAGUUUUUUAGGCUAGCCUUAAUGAUGCUUAAAUAGCUUGUAAUGAUGGCGGUUGUUAAUGCUGUAAAAGAGAAGGUUCCUGCUUUCUCUUGUGUGAUUUGUAUGCCUACAUGAUAUUGUGAUUGUGUGAUUAUUAUGCCUUACAAUCUACAAGUUUAGGCUCGGUAUCUUCAGGUCCAUGUCAUCUAUGGUUUUAGCACAUAUCAACCAUAGCACCAUACCUCCCAAAGCAGUGAAUGUUAUAAAACAUUGUGCUGAGAUCUGGUACCAUGUUCCUCUAAAGUAGGGUUGCCCAUUCCUGGUCCUGGUGAUCUACCACCCUGUAGAGUUCAGAUCCAGCACACCUGGCUCUAAUAUUCAGAUGCUUUUGGGGCCAGUUGCACCAACAGGUCUUAAUAAGGAUGAUCUUAACUGCUAAGUCGGUUGUAGAGAGAACUUUACGCCCAUCGCACCAACCAACCGGUGCAAAUGAGACUGGUUUUGGUGGUUUGAAUUCACGUAUAAACAUAUGUAAGCAACCUAGGUUACUAAGUAAAAACUUUCGCGUGCCAAUACCUGCUACUUGCAACACCAGGAAUAAUUUCUCCAACAAUGACACUUGCCUGUUGAUCAAGUUAUAGUAUCACGCUGAUAGAUAAACAUCCUGUUAAAAAGAUUAACAUGAGGUGGUUUGGUAGGACAGCAUCGUUUUGAACCGCGACCAUCCUAUUACUUAUUUUGGGGGUUUUGAACCCCUCCACCUUGACCAUGACAACCCUGAAACACCACAGCUCUUCCCAUUUCUCUGCGUGAGAGACGGGACUUAAGCUCUGGAAGAUCUGCUUUUAAUCGUAGUAUGUGCAAGGCGAGAACUUUAGCACAAGAUGGCUACCAAACGCACACAAGAAAAUGGGGUAAAAGGUACUUGCAGACAUCUGACAGCUCUUUCUAAACUUAGUAUGAACGAAGCAAUGUGUCUCUAUUUUUGCACAUUUGGCAGCACAGCUAAUCAUGUACUGUUGAUACACAAGUUAGUAGUUAUUGAAGUUAGCUUUUUAAUCGCUGCUGCAUGCUGUGCCAAUAACUCAAGCAGCAACUGGCACAAUGUACAGCAGCGCUUUACAAGCAAAGAACUAGCUUGUUUAGGUGGCCAAGAAGGCCUAGAAAAGGUCUGCAGUUUGAGAUUAUGGCUGCUUCCAAAUAGGCUUAAAAGUCACCAGUCUUAGUGAAAAUGUAGUUUACGACCAGUCGGCGCAGCGGUCCUAAAGUUAUGCCUGGAAAGUUAUAACUGUGGUAUCGGGCAACCCUCCUCUAUGGAAUGUUUGCAAGUUAGUUCACGGUUAUUUGGACAUGUCAUAGGCUUCAAAUAUGGACCACAACAGUUAGAAAAGCUUUUGUGAAUUGAGGAAAACCAAGAAAUUUAGAAGGUUGGUUGUCAUAUAGGUACUCUCCUAAAAUCUGAGUGUAUAAGCAGAUAAAUAUAACGUAUAGAACGUCUUUCCAGUUUUCUAAAGUUUAAAUAUUUUUUAUGUUCACCUUCUUGCUGACGAAAUGCCAGCUCGCUGCUGGUGUUCUAAUGGUCAUGGUAUGUAAUGUCAUGAAAAGAUCUCCUCCUGAAGUCUUAGAAGUAAUUUUGGUACCCCACUCAUUCACACUUGAAACAGAGAAAAUAAGCUAAGGACACCUGUUGACUGUUAAGCACAACAUGAAAACAUGAAAAAACUCUACUUUGCCGAUGGAGGUGUUAUGUUCGUGUCCCUGUUGGGAGCAGUAACAUUUGUAUCAAUUUCACAGUUUAGAAGCAGAGUUCUCUGUAUGCUACUGUGUUUCCUGUAUAAAAGACGAGUGAGGCUUCCUUUCUUGUUGGACUUUAUUAUUAUUGUUUUGUUUAUUCAGAGUAAUUAAAGCGUGACUGAUGUGUGACCUUUAUUUGCAUUCAUGUUUUCUUGUUAAAAAAGUUUGUGACGCAAACUGAAUAAAAGUCUCAGAAUUUUUUA
Molecule: messenger RNA, 4698 nt
Organism: Colossoma macropomum (tambaqui)
Lineage: Eukaryota; Metazoa; Chordata; Actinopteri; Characiformes; Serrasalmidae
Product: gastrula zinc finger protein XlCGF26.1-like
Exons: 4
Coding region: 223-2706 (827 amino acids)
Biological process (GO): negative regulation of transcription by RNA polymerase II; regulation of immune system process; regulation of cytokine production
Source: RefSeq, a predicted model, not a curated record